CGUGUAAAUCUUUAAAUAUUAGAAUGGCUUUGUUGAAAGUAUCUAAGCUUGUUUAUAUAUAGGCCUACUCGCAACAUACCAGCCAUUGGCUUUGCCUAUUCGCUAACGUGGUCGUCGUCCUUUGUACAGUUAAAUCUAAAGACCGAGCUGAGGCGCUCUGUGGUAGGCAGCUCAGUGGUGGUGAAGUGGGGUCUGGCAUAACAACUGAACGCUUCUAUGGCUGUGUGGAUUACUGUCGCGAAAGGAACGAGAUAAAGUGUUUCUGUCAACAGGAGUUAUAAGUAAAGGACGAUGAACAAUCGGCUACCAACGUUACCGGUACAGAGCCCGGUAAAAAUAGACACUCUCUUCAAUUUCUCUGCGCGGCUUCUCGGGCAGACGGCGGAUGGGGAUCUGUCACGUUUUCGGGGGAAAGUGAUCUUGGUUGUGAACAUAGCAACACAUUGUGAGAGGACGACGGGAGAACUUAGUCAGAUGAACGACUUGGUGAUUAAGUUUGGAAACCGGUUGGCUGUCCUUGCCUUCCCCUGUAACCAGUUUGGACACCAGAUGAGCGUCCGCGAAGACGAAAUCUUACAGACGAUGAAACAUAUCCGGCCAGGCAACGAUUUCAAUCCACACUUCAACCUAUUCGCCCCCGUAGAAGUCAAUGGACACAACGCACACCCUAUCUAUGAGUAUUUGCGGAAAGUCAUCCCCAUUCCCAGCGACGAUCCUCUCAGUCUUGUGGACGAAUGCAAAGACGUCAUCUGGAGUCCGGUCACGCGGUCAGACGUCGCGUGGAACUUUGAGAAGUUUCUUGUCACCCCCGAAGGCAGGCCUUUUAAACGAUAUAGUAAGAAACUGCAGACUGUUAAGAUUACCGAAGACAUUAAGUUGUUGAUGAAGAAGUUUGGCAUCUCUGAAGAGGAUACAGCGGAUUCUCACCCUUACAAUGGAUUACGCUGUUGAGAGAGGGUGAUGAAGGACAGGAGGUUUCUUCUUGAAAACUUAACUUGUGAACGAUGCUGUUUGUGACAGGAACCAAGGAGAGCUCGGAGGAAAGACAGUCUCUCCAUUGAACAAAAGAUUGUCCCUCCAAAAGUUUAUGUUCAAUGCAACCGCCAUGAAAGGAAGAACAUUUUUCAUUCAAGAAUAUAUAACAUGUCAUCCAUUGCAAUUGCACAGCAUGAAGUCUAACAAAACCGAGGACCUUUAGUCUAACGCUCUCCUAACUGGACUAUUUCGGCUGUGUCUCUUACCAACAGAUCAUGACAGACCAUUCACGUCAUGCUCCACACCUGCUUGCAACAGUUGGAGUGUCUGUUUUCCUGGGGGACAAUGAUAUCUGAUGCACUAGGCUUUAGGCAGAGACAGAGACUUUGGGUGUGUCUCACGUUGGAGGCUGCACACUCCACAUCACCAUUAUCUGUACAUACCUGUGAGAAAAAUAAACUAUUCACAUCAUAAUUAUGCAUUCACACAUUUCGUUUCAUUUCAAGUCAGUCGGUCUUCUGAGAAACAUUGUUUAUGAGGACAUUUCUGCAGAGGGCUUGGAGCUGAUCUGUGAUGAGACAGCUGAUGUGAGUGGUGUUGUCUUCACUGAGUUGUCUUCAACGGAGACAUGAUUUCUGAAUGAAAGGAGAUGUCACCAUUGCUUGUUUCAUAUAACAUUGCUUAGAGAGCAAGAGGAUACUCCAUGAAAGACCAAGGGUAUGCAUCAGAGACCAGUGCUUACUGAGACCAUGCUGUCACAACUUGUCCGUUACCGUCAGUUGCACCCCUCCCAACCAUGCUUUACGCUGAAGUGCCUUCACAUUAGAUUUUCCCCAAAACCUGCAUUCUGAGGAGAUACAUCUCAGUCGUUUUCAUCUGAGACGGUACUUCUUUUUGAAAGGAGGCUCUGUCACAACCAACCCAUUUUCGUCCAAGAC
Molecule: messenger RNA, 1913 nt
Organism: Lineus longissimus
Lineage: Eukaryota; Metazoa; Nemertea; Pilidiophora; Heteronemertea; Lineidae
Product: glutathione peroxidase 2-like
Exons: 2
Coding region: 292-951 (219 amino acids)
Biological process (GO): response to oxidative stress
Molecular function (GO): glutathione peroxidase activity
Source: RefSeq, a predicted model, not a curated record